CAAUUCAAAGUGCAAUCCUGCAGAAUAUAUCAUUCAUGAGCAAUUCAAAGAUACAGUUAUGCAUGGUGUUGGAACAGGCUGCUUCUGCAGAUCCUGUUCAAAGAACUACUGGGCAGAGUGUACUUGGCCAAUGGGAAAAGGCUUCUCAGUUUCACUCUACAUUACAAGACAUUUACUUUGAUCAAACUAUUGAUGUUAAACUAAGAUCACUGGCAAUUAUCUACUUGAAAAAUGGAAUUGCCAGAUAUUGGAGAAAAACUGCCGAGCAUGCAAUUCAGUUGGAAGAAAAAGAAAUUAUUAGACAAAAACAGCUAACCAAUAUGGACGAGUCGAACAAAAAACUUGCAAUACAACAAGCUCUUGUUACAGCCAAGAUCUCCCGAACGGAUUUUCCAAAUGACUGGCCAGAUCUAUUGCAGACAUUGAUUCCUAUUGUGCAAGCCAGUUUUAGAGUUUCUGCACCUUUGGAUCAAACGGCAAGAAAUAUACAGCAUAAUUCUCUUUAUACUUUACAUCAUGUAGUCAAGACGCUAUGUUCAAAAACUCUUCCAUCCAGUCGUCGACUUUUGCAUCAACUGGCUCCCGAGCUUUUUAACUUUGUUUCAUCAAUAUUUUUUGAUGAAGCAAACUCAUUUGUAACCACUAUACAGCAAGUUGAUGUCAGCGAUCCUACCAAUCAAAUUAAUGAUAAACUGGUUCUUGUUCGGUAUGCACUAAAAUGCCUGAGGAGACUUGUUGUUCACGGAUUUCAAGAUCCUGACAAAAUUCCUGCAGUGGCAGAGUUCAUAGGCAGCUUGACACGCUAUAUGCAAACUUUUAUGCAAUUUCGCCAAACUCUACCCAAAUCUUCAUCAGGACUCUAUGCUACUUUGUCUUCUUUUUGUAUUCUUGUUGAAAGCACUCCUCAAGUUCAAGUAACCACCGAAUAUUUAGACAACGAGACGGUUGAAAGGAUCAUGAUUCAAGCCCUUCGACUCUUGAAAAUGUUUAUCAAAAACCCAUCCUUUAAUACCAUUUCCCAAGUUCACAAGGAUGAGCGUAUGAAUUCGGUUAUUCAAAUACUGGAUACUCAACUUUUUAAGCAAGAUCAGGUUGUGACAUUUGCAAAGCUGUUGGUCUCACACUACAUUCGUCUUUCUGAAGAAGAUUUGACAAGUUGGGAAGAUGAUCCAGAAUCAUUUAUACAAAGCGAAGAUUCAGAUCAGUGGGAAUUCAGUAUCAAGUCUUGUGCCGAACGUGUACUGAUGGACCUUGUUUCAAAAAACCGCGACUUGCUUUGUCCUAUCCUUGUAUCAAUGCUUCGUGAAGCUUCUGUUCCGACAACACAAAGCAAUAUUUUGCUCAAGGAUGCCGUAUACUCUAGCAUUGGUCUUACUGCGCAUGAUCUUUUUGAUUGGCUUGAUUUUGCUGAUUGGACACGUACACACUUGGUUCAUGAAGUUUCAAGAAAGGAACCAGAGUUUAAAAUUAUUCGUCGUCGGGUUGCAUGCAUCAUUGGACAGUGGGUUCAAGUAAAGGCUCCUGAAGAUUUGCGGUCCACACUUUAUCAAAUUCUUUUGUCUUUGAUGGGUAGAGAUGAGGAUCUAGUAGUACGUCUAAGCGCCGUCAUCAAUCUGCAGCGCUGUGUUGAUGAUUUUGAUUUUCAACCUCAAUCAUUUCAGCCCUAUCUUGAAUCCAAUGUCACUGCAUUUAUCCAGCUAUUAGAAGAUGUAGACGAGUUUGAAAACAAGAUGAAGAUUAUCAACUGUCUUGUUGUUAUUAUUGAGCGAAUGGAUGAACAGGCAAGAGUGAUUGGCAAGCUUUUAAAGGCACUUCGAUCAGAAUCAAUAAAAUUAAACGAAAUAGUCAUGCCUAUUUUGCAGCAGAGUGUUGAUACUAGCAAGCCUGGCCAUUUGUACUUGGUGGAAGAAGGAAUUAUACUAUGGUUGACAAUGCUUCAAAAUGCAACGACAUGCACUUCUUCAUUGCUUGAGCUGGUACCAUAUGCUACACAGCUUAUGCAAAGUGAUGGCGAUAACCUAAAGCGUAUUUUGCGUAUCAUUGAGGCCUAUAUUGUACUAGACCCUGUUGCUGUUAUGCAGAUGGGUGCUGUUUCAAUCAUGUCCACGAUUACUCAAAUGCUCGGACAACUCAAAGCAGAAGCAUCUAGUGCUUUGCUGCGAGUUGUUGAUAUCGCACUUCAAGGAUGUCACGCAGCUCAGUGUUUCCCCUCUAUUUGUCAAGUUAUACUAUCUAGUGGUCUAUUGUCUCGCCUCGUUCAAGUCGUAAUUGAAAAUACCGAAAUGAGUAUUAUUACUGUGGGAUUCCUUUCCAUCUUGGCCCGUAUUGCUGUCUACGAUCCCAUUUUUCUAACAACAUCGAUUCAGCAGAUUGGAUCUAAUUCUAAUCCACCCAUUAUGGACAUUUUGGGUCAGUUGUUGGAUCGUUGGCUUGAAAAGGUUGAUGCUAUGGGCCAUGGUAAACAGCGUAAACUUACCGCUCUUGCCAUGAGUAAUCUGCUCGGUACUGCCCACCCCAUAGUACUUGCUCGUAUUGACGGCGUGUUUGGUGUGCUAACUAGCAUUUCUAGCCAGUUGCACAAUAUGUCGGUAGAUGAAUCUAUUGCAUUUGCAUACGAUGUGCGCGACGAAGAUGAUGAUGAGUUUUCAUUGGACAAAAAGCGCCAAGAUGCACUCAUGGUUUUGGACCCAGUCUAUACCAACGACUCUCUUGCCCAAUACAUGAGACUAAAUUUGGCUGCAUUGGAGCAUGAACUUGGCAGUCAGCAAGCAAUGAAACAGCUUUUAUCCAUGGCUGAUCCAGAUCUGCUUCUCCAAAUAAAACACUUUUUGAAAUGAUGGCAUUAGUCGAUACGCCAGUCAGGGUCAUAUAAACCAGUACUUGCCCAUUUACACUAAAAAUAAAGUGAAAUGUUACAU
Batrachochytrium dendrobatidis JAM81 is the source of this 2918-nucleotide messenger RNA. RefSeq lists its product as uncharacterized. Lineage: Eukaryota; Fungi; Chytridiomycota; Chytridiomycetes; Rhizophydiales. Gene Ontology annotation, biological process: protein import into nucleus. Bases 36 to 2837 code for a protein of 933 amino acids. Gene Ontology annotation, cellular component: nuclear envelope; cytosol. The record is from RefSeq and is a predicted model, not a curated record. The transcript has 17 exons. Gene Ontology annotation, molecular function: small GTPase binding.